GUGAUGUACACCAUGACAAAAACCUCCUCACUGCUCACACUCACUUCUGCUUUCGCACAACAUGAGAAACAACAAAAACCUGAACUUCAAAUCAUUGGAACUGAAGUGGAAACUCACCUGAUGUUCACUGAAGACACGUUGAAUUCUUCACAGCGGUUCUUAGCACUGAAAAGCCUUGUUGAUGAGAGAGGUCAGAGGAGAAUGGCCAGAAUGGUGUGAGCUGACAGGAAGACCACGGUAACUCAAAUAACCACUCUUUACAACCGUGGUGAGCAGAAAAGCAUCUCAGAAUGCACAACAUGUCAAAUCUUGAGGUGGAUGAACUACAGCAGCGACAGUGGGUACAGACUCACCGAAACUGGACAGUUGAAGAAAUGGAAAGAAAGUGAAAAUGACAAAUUCAGGAUUGCAAUACAAUUGACAACAUAUAAGUACACAGUUAACAGCCCACCAGGCCCUUGCCCACCCACAACACGCACACUGAGCCCACCCAUGACUACCUAAAUGUAUUAGGAGGAGGGAGAAAAAGAAAAUAUGCGUAGAAACAAGGUCAAAUUAAAUAGGUUGCAGGGGGAAAUGUAAAGGUAAAUUAGAAUAUCGAGGGCAGUGAUUUUAGAAAUAAAGGUGAGGAAAUGUUCCCAAGUCUGAAAAAAGUCAUGUAUGUCAGCGCUCAGACCUGAGUGAGUACCUGAUUCUCCCUAAAGUGGGAAAAUGGGCCACAUCAUAUAUUACAAAAUGGAGGAGUAGCAUGUUUCAACUUGAAUAAAAUAAGAGUUUGUUUAAAAACUCCUAAAGAAACACUCAAAUAUUGGUUGUCUGAAAACUACGAUGGCAGGGCAGUCCCAAAACAUGACACGGUUUAGCAGGAGCUUAGUGACAUCUGGCACACAAAGGGUCCAACAAUGAAUGAAUUGUGAUCUUAGUCCAGUAUAUUGGGGACACUAGUGUCUGUGGAAUUAAACUGAGUAAAGCAGAGAUUUAAAAUUUCACUUCUUUAAAAAGCUGAAAAAACUUCCUUAAAAAGUACACUUAGAAAUAAUUGUGUGUUAUAUGUAACAUAUUAGCUUGUGUAUUAUCCCAGCUGGAGAUUUUCCCCAAGAGACGACUCAGAGUCCUAAUCAGUGUGUGGACGUCCUCUCUCACUCAGGAUGCACCUGCUGGCCCCUGAUCUGUAAUUUUAGCUCCAUGUAAAUGAUGUGGAGUCUCUCUUUCACUUCUCUCUGAGUGGAAGAACGACAAACUCUGUGUAUUGAUGCAUUAAAAAUUCCAUCUAGAAUGUAUUUGAGUUAAACUCAGUAAAGCAGUAGGAUUCCACAGAUGAUAUAAAUACUGAAAUAGAUACAACAUGAUAACUUUGACUCUAAACAACUCAGUGUAAAGAUGUACAGAUGUAAAGAUGUGUACUCUAAAGCACAUGACGGUAAUGUAGUGGCUCAGCUGUGGUGUGUGUUGUUGAGCGUCUCCUCCCUCUGCCCCUCCUCCUGUCUCUCUUAUAGCACAUCCCUGCAGUCUCUCCUUUAUCUGCUCCUCACGCUGCUCAUCUCUUCACUCAGCACGAGAGUCUCCUCACACACGGACACGAUGCUGCCAGCGCUCUGCUCUCUCUUCACUGCUCUCUCAUGUGUCAGUAGUGUGAUUGCAGUGACGCAGAAGCCUCCUGUUCUCACACUGACUCAAGGACAGACGGCCACCAUGGACUGUAAUCUGAGGACUGUUGUUAACGCUGCACGCUGGUACAAACAGGUUCCAGGAGGAGUUCCUCAGUAUAUGUUAAGUAAUUUUCAUGAGUGGGACGCUCCUAAAUAUGGAUCUGGUUUCUCGUCUCCUAAAUUCACAUCAACACACUCCUCUAAAUCAGAUUACAAACUGAUUAUCAGUAAUGUAGAGGUGGGAGACUCAGCAGUGUAUUACUGUCACAGAUGGGACAACCCUGCUAAAGAGCACGUAUUCGGCCAAGGAACAAAGCUGAUCGUCAGCGACGCUGCUCUCCCGGCUCCUGUUCUGACCGUUCUCCCUCCAUCCAGUGAAGAGCUGAAGUCUAAAAAAGGAACUCUAGUGUGUUUGGCCAGCGACGUGGCCGGGGGUUUUGCUGAUGUGCGUUGGCUCGUCAGCGGGAACUCGGUCACCAGUGGAGUCAUCACCGGCUCUGCACAGCAGCAAGCCAAUAAGAAAUUCACACUGACCAGCUAUUUGACCAUCGACAGCUCCGAGUGGGAAAACGACAAAGUCAUAACAUGUGAAGUGUCUGCUGCAGGAAAAACCGCAUCGGUGAAGAUUAACAAGUCUGAAUGCAGUGAAUGAACCUGAUUACAGCUUUUACCUGUUUAUUGUUUAGCUGCAGAAAUGAAUAAAAACUGUAGUUUUAGCUGUAGAAAACAAGAACUGUUUUCAUUAUUAGAAAUUGUAAUGUCCUGAUGAUGCAAUCAUUCUGCUUUUGUGUUUUAGAAAUAAGUUGAAGUCUAAUAAAGUGCAUAACAGCAAAAAGUUUAAUUUGGACUUGAUUAUAAUUUUACAGACAUCAAAUAAAAAAUUGGAAUGGAUGAGUGAAAACUUCAGAUCACACAAAUGUUAAAACUGCUGAACUUUUAGUGACUCUGAUGCCACAGACGAUUCAACUAAAACUUGACCUGUACACAUGUCGAGAUUUUUAGGCAUUUAUUUAAAUCUAAAUCUCCACACUGCAGGAAUAAAGAAGUACAAAAGAUUAUGAGGAAUAUUAACCCAAAUUCUAAUCAAAUAUUUGUAUCAAAGGUACACGAAUAAUGUGAAAAAAAUCACUCAGUUACUGAUCAACGUCCUUUCAGUUUUAUCAAAGCGAGUUCAUUCAUGUGAAAGUGUCCGACACGCUUAAAUAUAAACUGAACAAUAAAUAUGGAAUAACAUUUUAAACACACAAAUGUGUAA
Pangasianodon hypophthalmus (striped catfish) is the source of this 2904-nucleotide messenger RNA. RefSeq names its product immunoglobulin lambda-1 light chain. The transcript has 4 exons. The coding region runs from base 1381 to 2301 and encodes 306 amino acids. NCBI's taxonomy places the organism in Eukaryota, Metazoa, Chordata, Actinopteri, Siluriformes, Pangasiidae. The record is from RefSeq and is a predicted model, not a curated record.